Aspergillus calidoustus is the source of this 2269-nucleotide messenger RNA. The record is from the annotation of a GenBank genome assembly. NCBI's taxonomy places the organism in Eukaryota, Fungi, Ascomycota, Eurotiomycetes, Eurotiales, Aspergillaceae.
CUACUGUCUACAAGUUGCAUGGAAUUAUGCUCCGAAAUUUGUUGAAGACCCUCGUUCUCGGGGGAUUGGCCUUCCCCCUUGCUGAAGGGCGCGCAAGCCAGUCCCGUACGGAGCUCUAUCGGCCUCAGUUCCACUAUAGCCCGAAGCGCAAUUGGAUGAAUGAUCCCAACGGGCUGGUGUAUGAAGACGGCGUUUACCAUCUCUAUUACCAGUACAAUCCAGGCGGUGAUACCUGGGGCGCAAUGUCCUGGGGCCAUGCGACCAGCAGGGAUUUGGCCCACUGGACUGAGCACCCGGUUGCUCUUCAAGCCCGAGGAUUCCCCGGCAACAUCACGGAGAUGUUCUUCUCUGGAACCGUCGUUGUUGACGAACGCAAUACAAGCGGUUUUGGUCGCCGGGGCAAGGCUCCCUGGAUCGCCAUGUACACAUCAUACUACCCAUUCGAGCAGACCUUGCCAAGCGGCAAGACCGUUCGCAAGGAUCAGCAAGCCCAGUCGAUCGCAUUCAGUCUUGAUAAGGGCAUGACCUGGACUACCUACGAUGCCGCUAAUCCUGUUAUCCUUGACCCACCAGCUCCCUAUGGAGAUCAGCAGCUGGAGUUCCGCGAUCCUAGCGUCUUCUGGCACGAGGAGACCAGGAAAUGGGUAGCCUUGGUUAAUCUAGCUAAACUACACAAGGUUCUUAUCUACACCUCUAAAAACCUCAAGGACUGGACCCUUGCGAGUGAAUUUGGACCAGCGAACGCAGUUGGUGGCGUGUGGGAGUGCCCCAGCCUUUUCCCACUAAAGCUUGACGGCAGCAGAGCCGCCAAAUGGGUCCUCAUGCUUGGCCUUAACCCGGGAGGCCCGCCUGGGACCAUCGGCUCUGGCACGCAGUAUAUCGUGGGACAGUUCGACGGCACCACGUUCACUGCCGACCCAGAAAGUCUCUAUGAUGGCUCUGGCCCCGAGGAUAGCGUGAUCCUUGAGGACUUUGAAGGUGAUCUCUCUUUCGCUGACCGUGGCUGGACAGCCACUGGCGAUUUCACCGGCGCGUCCCCAGCAAAGGGAACUCUGGCCAAUCAGAACCCAGUGACAGGAUACCUUGGGACCCAGUUGGUGAACACAUUCCUGGAGGGGGAUGCCACAACCGGGACACUCACAUCGCCUCCCUUUAAUAUCUCGCACAAGUACAUCAACUUCCUUGUCGGCGGAGGGAGCAACGUCAAUGAAACCGCCAUUCGGUUGAAAGUCGACGGCAGUAUCGUGCACGCCUCGGCAGGGACAAACAGCGAAGGACUUUCGUGGCAAAGCUGGGAUGUUGGUAGCCUUCAGGGGAAAAGCGCAGCGGUCGAGAUCAUUGAUACUGCAACUGGAGGCUGGGGCCAUAUCAACGUUGAUCAGAUCUCCUUCUCCGACACGCGCGCUACGAACACGAUUGCGAACUGGCUCGACUACGGCCCGGAUUUCUAUGCGGCUCUCAGCUGGAGCGGCCUUCCCCAGGACAAGCGCACUAUCGUCGCUUGGAUGAACAACUGGCAGUAUGCCUCGCUCAUCCCAACAAAUCCGUGGCGCAGUGCGGCAACAGUUCCUCGUCAGCUCUCGCUGAAAACGGUCAAUAAACGGCCAACACUAGUCCAGGAGCCCAUCGACAAUUGGAAGACACACAGUAACAAGGUCUCCAAGUUUCCUCGCGUGGAUGGCGUUCGCGACCUCGGCCGCAUUGGAAAAACACUGGAGAUCGAACUGACAUUCGACAGCAGGCAGCCAGCGGCCGGGGCUGAGGGGGCUGACUUUGGAAUCAUUGUUGCAGCAAACAAGGACUUUACCCAGUAUACCCGCGUUGGGUAUGACUUUGCUGCCCAGCAGGUCUUUGUGGACCGAACCCUCUCCGGGGACGUCUCGUUUGAUGGGACCUUUGCAGGUGUAUACUCUGCACCUCUGGCUCCAUCAAGGGACGGUCGUGUUGCUUUGCGCAUCUUGGUUGACUGGUCUAGCGUUGAAGUUUUUGGCGGCCAAGGUGAAGCCUCGAUCACGAGCCAAAUCUUCCCUGCAAAGGAUGCCGGGUAUGCUCGCCUCUUUUCUACUGGCGGGAAGACAGCGGACGUUACGCUGCGCGUGGGCGAAGUCCGUUCUACAUGGCGCUAGGAUGGCAUUGCGCAAGAAGAACAACCAGCGAUUGAAUGGUUAUACCUAGCAUUCGCGCUAUUAGUUCGUUAGAUUGUUCAAUAGCUGCUUUAUCAUGGGAGGCUAGACCGAAAUUUUGUCGGUUAUGUGUAAUAUAAUCAGAC